Messenger RNA from Bombus pyrosoma, 13178 nucleotides. RefSeq names its product hormone receptor 4-like (gene Hr4). Gene Ontology annotation, biological process: regulation of DNA-templated transcription. The record is from RefSeq and is a predicted model, not a curated record. The coding region runs from base 2779 to 5814 and encodes 1011 amino acids. Lineage: Eukaryota; Metazoa; Arthropoda; Insecta; Hymenoptera; Apidae. Gene Ontology annotation, molecular function: zinc ion binding; sequence-specific DNA binding; DNA-binding transcription factor activity. The transcript is spliced from 14 exons.
UCCCGGAUAUAUUCAUCAUGCAUAUACACGCAUACACACGCAUUACAUAUAAAUAGAUGCAUAUAUACGUAUGACGUUCGUCGCGACACGCAUCCGUCGACGUGUUAUUCAGUUCCGAUCUUCAUCUUCGUCGUCUCGUUCUUUUCUAUUUGUUUCAUUUUUCGUUCCUCCAUUCUUCUUCGUUGAAUUCCGAAUUUCUAUUCAUCGUUUGAUAUCGACCUCGACUCGUUUAUCCCAGUGUCGACAUAUCGAUCUCGCGCCAACCAGCUCAGACUCAAAGUCCCCAUAGUCAAUCGGUAGAUGAAUACUCGAUGACAAACGCAAAUUCUCGCGAGAUAGUCUAUUGCUUCGUUGCUCAUCGCGAAUUUUUCGUUAUAUUUCAUCCUCGAUUCAACCCUUAUUGAGAGCGUUACUCUUACUCUCUCUCUCUUUGUCUCUCUCUCUCUCUCUCUUUCUCUCUCUCUCUCGCGAGCGAGCGCGCUUCGGUCCACCACAACAACGCACGCUUCUUCGCCUCAUCCGCUUCUUUCUAACAAUAAGCCGAUCUUUAUUCCCUCAUCAACGGUACACGUGUUUCAUCCACUGCACGUGCGCGACCGUACGCAUUCGUUGUGUUGUUUCGAAUAGCCUGUUAUUCUUUCUCUCUCUUUCUUCGUUCUUUCUGCACGCUUCUUCGCUUCUCUUGCCCGUGUUUCACCCUCUCUGCUCGAAAAACCUACUCUCUUUCGCUUCUUCUCCUCUCUUUCAUUCUUGAUCCAGUGACGUCGAUUCGUCCCAGAAGAUCAUCGUUGCGAACCUCCUGUCUUGCCUUCGUCUCUCGUCGGCCUCGCAGUACCGGAAUCUCCUGGGAUCCCUACGAGAUUUAAGUAUCUCUAAGAACGAUCGAUUCCAUGACGGCAGAAAGUUUUGGUUUAACCUUCGUUUAAUUUUUGUUUCGUGGUAUUCGAGUUGCAAACGCCUACCGUUUCCUCUUUUACACGCUUUGGGAACACAUGCGGUGCGUGUUCGCUCCUGAAACGCGCGUUCGAAAUUCAUAAGUGACACAUCCAAGGAAUCUCGUAUUCGAGUUUCUAGCACCUUCGAUCGAAAGAACCGGGGAAACACUCGUAAUCGGCGUUGGUUUUCGAUUCGUGCGCCGAACGCGAUUUCUUUUUAGAAAUUUGUCUGCCACCGUCAAACGAAACGCGAAAUAGUCCAUAACGUGGGAUUGUCGUCUUUAAGACUGGAUUGGCGAAGAUCUAUCGAAUCGCGAUUGAUAACCAGAUCGAGCACUUUUAUCGAGUAACGCGUAAACGAUCAACGGAUUAGAUGCUCGCGAACGUAAACGAGGAAGAAUCGUGCAUGGCUGCUCCAGCAGUUGCAGGAUAAGUUCUUGGAACAAAUAAUCGGCAAACUCGUCGCGUAAACGUACGCACGAGAAUAGUAGCUCGGUGGCCGAAGACGGCAGGCUUGAUGUUGAACUGUGAUGACCGCGAAUCGCUGGCGGAAAGUACUCGAAAGCGUCGUGAUUCUGUCGUGUGUUGGCGUGCCGGUGCACAAACCAGACUGACGGAUAGCAGUAAUCGAGGAAAGACGAUCGAGAAGAAGAAACAGUUUCGCUAGACAGUUCUCCAUUGUCUUGAGUUUUUAUCUCGUGAGCUGCCUCGUCGCAAACAUCACGCACUUUCCAGCCGAAUCAUUAACCCGCAGAGAGAAAUAGAACAAUGGAUCACGAGGAUCGAACUCAAGUUCGUUGACGUGGUCGACCGAUCAAAAGAAUCCGGUAAAUGGACCAACAACAGCUUGGCGAUCAACGCUAAUAGAGAAGAGUGGAUGAUAACCGAUAUGUAACAGAGCGACGCUUCUGCAGAACCAGUCGAACGACUCGGUGGUAUCGGAACCCCGCAGCCAGGUUCCAACAAGGUGUGAAGCACGUAUCGUACACGUAUACGUAUAUAUCGAAAGUCAAUCCGGGAGUUCGUUAGCGCGAAGUAAAGCGACUAGCUGGGCGGGGAAUACCAACAGGAAGAGGUGAGCACACCCGGAGAGUGAGCGGUCUAUGACGUUACCGGUGACUGUCUACGUCACGUUAACGGUAACGGUAAUCCUCGUACACAACACGCACGCGACCUAGUCGCAACGCAGCAGCGCGGAAUAAAGCAAGUGGAGAGUGGCUAGCGAGCGAGCGCCUCGAGCAAUUUAAAAGUGAAACUGUGACGAUCCACCGGCACUCCGGCGCGGCGUUUCCCCUUUCUCCUAUUUGCUCCGUCCCUAUUUCUGACUGUCUGCUUCAUCUUCCGUUCCUUUCUCAUCUUCCGUUUUUUGACCAACGCGCGACUAUCUUUCUUUUCUCCGCUUCUCUCUCUCUCUCUCUCUCUCUCUCUCUCUCUCUCUCUCUCACUUGUAUUCCUCGUCGUUUCGCCGCCCGUUUCUGUGUUCCUCUUCUCUUCGUUUCUCGGCCCCCUCCCCGUCCGCCCCUGGUCGUCUCGUGAUUGUGACACGGAAGGGAACGCGCGACGCGCAGUGAAAGUGAUCGACAUUACGAUUUUCCUGGCUAGCGAACCCCCUGGGCUUGGCUUACUCGACGACAGGUCCGAUACUACAAGGCAGAUAAUCCGUGACGGAGAAUGACACGCAGGUGCGACGAGUUGGGGAGUAGCUGAAGGCGGCCGCGAUCGCGACCGGCCUGGUGUCGUCCACGCUCGUACUUCCGGAACACCGCACAGGUGGGGAAAAGAGGCUACGCUAACACCUGCCGCUCACGUUGAUGGCCGAUCAUCGACGAGCCAAAAAUGAAUUAUGACCCUUACGAGCAGCCCGUGUGAGCUAGACAACAUGAGCUUGUUUCAAGACCUCAAGUUGAAAAGGAGGAAGGUCGACUCCCGAUGUAGUAGCGACGACUCCCCGGUAUCCCUUGGAUCAGCAGGCUCGCCGCUCGGGAUCCAGCCGGCGGACGCUCCUUCACCCAUAAACUUUCCUGCUCCAGGGGAGAGCAUGGCAGACACCUCGACCCUGUCGCCGGAGGCUAACAUGCCGAGCUCGCCGGGCUGCCCCGUGGUCAAAGUCAAAAGCGAGUAUCUGCUAGGCAUCCCGAGUCCGGGGACACCGCGAGAUCCUCUUCGUGGAAGCGGGGCAGCAACUGGCUUGGAAACUCGUGAUACAACCUGUUCGGACCGUGCGUCACCCGAUUCAGUCUUCCCUGAUGCCACUUCGAUGGUGGGCUACAGAGUCGUCGAGGAACAGCAGCAACAGCAGCAGCAGCACUAUCACCAGCAACAGCAGCAACAACAACAACAACAGCAGCAGCAGCAACAGCAACAGCAUCAACAACAACGUUCCGGUACACCCGUACCAACCAGGUUGUCGCCUUAUUCGCCGAUGCAAGCGGUCUCCACGACUCCCAUGCCUCAAGAAGCGACUUCAAGAAGCGACAGCCCCGACAAGGGUGACUUAUCGUCGGCGCAGACGAAGGAGGAGUCCGAUAACUCGGUUUUUGACGGAGGAGGUGGUGGUGGUAGCGGCGGUGGUGGUCGUUCGGAGACUUCCAGUCAACCUAGUCACCGAAGCAGCCCGUCUUCUCAAUAUAGCCCUAGCCAGAGUAUGAGUCCUAGCGCGAGUGCGACACACACUACUCAACAACAGCAACCGCAAACACAGCCAACACCGCUGAGACCCCGAGUGCCCUCGGUGCCACCUCACCUUCUAGCUCACCAUCAAUUUUGGUCACAAAACAACGGUAUACAGGGGUUCGCUACGCAAAGGCUAUUGAACGGGGUCAUCAGUAGCGCUGUUAACUAUGGACAGAACGCUGCAGUUGCAUCCACUAGUAGCAGUACAAGUUUGAGCAGCAGUACAGGGAGCAGCGGGAAUGGGGCAACUUCCACGAGUACGGGGGCAACUAGUACAGCUUCCUCGUGCGAAACGAUGAAACCACCGACACAAAGGCCCACGCCAGCGCCCCCAAGACCACCUCCCACCGUAAUCAUGGGUGAAAUCGGUGGCGUUCGGACGAUGAUAUGGUCCGCGCCACCAUUGGACCCCGUACCACCGCCAGCGGCUUCGUGGACGGCAACGGCCGCGGCGGCAUCCUGUUCCUCCUCGGAAGAGUCGGCUGCCCAGCUACUUUUAAAUCUCGGACAGGAGUCCAGGGGCAAACCAUCCUCCGUUUCCUAUUCUUCCGGUCCACCACUCAAUAUGGAGAGGUUAUGGGCUGGCGAUAUGACGCAAUUACCGGCCGCGCAACAGAUGCAAGCGCUCAACUUGACGGCUUCCGGGUCUGGUCAAACGUGGGAGAGAAACGGAGGAGUCGUCAAGUCCGAGACGGCAUCGCAGUCGAUAUCAGUCGCUCCACCUGCACCACCGAUGCCACCUCAAGAACACGAGGAAGACGAAACACCUAUGAUAUGUAUGAUUUGCGAGGACAAAGCUACUGGUUUGCAUUACGGCAUCAUCACGUGUGAAGGGUGUAAGGGUUUCUUCAAAAGAACUGUACAAAAUAGGCGAGUGUACACGUGCGUGGCAGAAGGUGGUUGCGAAAUUACGAAGGCCCAAAGAAACAGGUGUCAGUACUGUCGUUUCAAAAAGUGCAUUGAACAGGGUAUGGUCCUUCAGGCCGUUCGAGAAGAUCGAAUGCCUGGAGGAAGAAAUUCUGGUGCUGUAUAUAACCUUUACAAGGUGAAGUACAAGAAGCACAAGAAAAGUAACAAAACAAGUGGAGUGGGCGGAAGCAUGGGUGGCAUAAGUAGCGGCGGUAAUGUUGGCGGUGUUAACGGGUCGGGAUCCCUUGGUGGUAGCAAAAGCACCAUGGGUUCGACGAUGCUUGACAAACACAUGGCUGUAGCCGCAGUCGCUCACCACAGCCAACAGCAACAUGUCCAGCUAGCUGGUGGUUUUCUUCAUCAUCACAAGAUUUCGUCGGGCGACCCGCUCAACUCGCAAUCUACCACCAGUCACUCAAGUCACCCCGCGCAUUCGGGACACCUUGUUAAUGGGACGAUCCUGAAGACAGCGCUCACCAACCCCUCCGAAGUGGUACACUUAAGGCAGAGGUUAGACAACACAGUAAGCAGUUCGAGGGAUCGGUCUUUUCCUUUCGAUGCAACCGUUGCUAUGAUCCAGUCUCUAAUAGAUUGCGACGAGUUCCAAGACAUUGCCACGUUAAGGAACUUGGACGAGCUACUGGACCAUAAAUCAAACUUAAGCGACAAGCUGUGUCAGAUAGGGGACAGCAUAGUGUACAAGUUGGUGCAGUGGACCAAAAGGUUACCGUUUUACCUUGAGCUACCGGUCGAAGUUCACACGACGUUGCUCACCCACAAGUGGCAUGAGAUCCUGGUGCUGACCACUUCCGCUUAUCAAGCGAUACACGGUCAGCACAAGUUCUCCAACGUCGGAAGCGACGUGAUGGGAGCGGAUUUUAUGCAAGAAGUUUCAAACAACAUGUAUACGUUGCAAACGUGCCUAACGAACAUGAUGGGCCGACCGAUAACCAUGGACCAAUUACAACAAGACGUAGGGCUCAUGGUGGAAAAAAUUACAUACGUCACAUUAAUGUUCAGGAGGGUGAGAUUACGAAUGGAAGAAUACGUCUGCCUGAAAGUAAUCACCAUGCUCUCGCAAGCAAAAUCACGUGGAGGUACUAUGGAAUUAGAACAUCUACAAGAACGGUACAUGAGCUGUCUACGGAGUUUUGUCGAGCACAGCGCGCCUCAACAGCCGAAUCGAUUUCAUGAUCUUCUCGUCAGAUUGCCCGAAGUACAAUCGGCGGCAGCUCUUCUACUUGAGAGUAAAAUGUUCUACGUUCCUUUCCUAUUGAACUCAACAAUUCAAAGAUAGUAAAUAAAAAACAAACUGACGAUAAACGAAGCUGAAUACCUAUAUACAUACUAUACAUAUAAAUAUAUACAUAUAUAUACACACACGAAAGAUUAUAUUGUAUGUAUAUAUGUAUAUAUAUGAAAAUAGAAUCGAACAAACAAACAAAAGCAAACGGGAGAGACUUAUAGGAAAAGGGAAAAGGGAAAGGCUUUGUUUGCGUAUGUAUAAUAAUUAUAUAAAAAAAGUAUAUAUAUAAAUAAUAUAAAUAAUAUAAAUCUGUGUGUUCGUUGCGUUGUACAAAACGAAGAAAGUCGAGAAGAGAACGAGGAACCUGCGAAAAGCGUGAUAAAACAGACAAAAGCGUUAGAAGGAAAAAAAACAAGAAAGAACAAAAACUAGAGAAAAACGAGAAGAUUUGAAAAAAAGAGACGCAAAGGAUACGGAGGAGGAGAGAGAGAGUGCUUUAGAUAAGAAAUAAAAAAAGCAAAUUAAUGAAAGAAUAUAAAGAGUUCGAAAGAGAGCGAGAGAGCGGGAGAGAAAGAGAGGGAGAGUGAGGAAGCGCGCCACCUCGAGAUGGGAAAUCAAUCGAGGAGGGAACUGAACUUUUUUAUCGAAACUGAAAGACUAUAAUAAUAUAUUUCUGUACGCAGUACCGCGCAACUACGUCAUUGUGUGUUCACGUUGCAUAAUCCGAUCGAUAAUAAAACUCUCGUUACGUACGCUCACUGUAGGCCACCUACUACCACCUACUACUAUUGCUGCUACUACUACUGCUACUGUUACUAUUACUCUUCACCACUAUCAAACUAAAUAGCAGACUACCAUUAAAACGACCGAAAGAUCAAUCGACCGAUGUUGAUGAUAAUGGUGAUCAUAAUAUUAACGAUGAUGAUGACGACGAUGAUAAUGGUGAUGAUGAUAAUCGACGACAAGUCACCAGCAACAGCACAAACGCAAAACAAUCGAUCAGUGAACAAAUCGAUCGCCGCGUAUCUAUGUAUCUUUACACGCGGGUAUAAUAAUUACAAUAUCACAGCCAAACGAGUACGCAUUCUCGAUAACAAAAUAACUCUAAACGCCUAUAAAUACUUAAAUACUCUCGUCUAUGUAUCCAUGUGAUCCUACCCUUAAACUAAACGACGUUGCAGACGUAAGUGUGAUAUUUCAGUUAUCAUUCUAAUUAAGAGAAGAUACAGGGAACACGGCCGUCGUCAUUACUAGAACAAGGACUGACUGAAUGGAUGUUUGUAAAAACGAUGACGAUUUUUGCAUAACUGUUAAAUCGAAAAACAGAAAAACUGAUGUUAUUUGCAUAAAGUGAUGCAGAGACCAAUUUGACGUCUACUGAAUGGUACCCUUCAAUUAUACGAAGGAAAAUAUGCCCGACGUGGAACACAUUUGGAUGGAAAUCUGGCUAGACUCUAGGCUACAGACUUAUUGACUCGUAAAUCGUCCUCGUUGUUAUUGUCGUUCUUGUCGUCAUUCACCGCUCCGAAUCAUGGUCCAAGCGCGCAACACAGAAGACUAUAUUAUAUAUACAUAUAUACAUAUAUAUAUAUAUAUAUUCACGGUUUUGUUAAUUUACAUUUUAUCGUCAUCGACGUAAAUCUUUACGCGUGUAAUAUCGUGCAUCAUUCACCGGUCGAUUUUUUACUCGUCCUUCGAACGAUCCGAUCCUCCACUUUUCUCGGAUCAUGAGAUCACGCGAUUCUAGAGCUUACGAAAAGAGGGAAGUGUCGCGUAAACGAAACUCUUCUCACAAACGAGACGCUUCCGCGAGAUUCUCGACGACUUUUAAAUAAAGUUCGAUUCGAUGACUUGCAAAUAUUUUGCAAAAUUUUUGUAAUGGACGUUCUUCGAACUGAUACUGAUUUUCGAUACGUAAGAUAAACUUUUUAAACGUUUUUUAUAUAGUUCUAAUGAAUUCAUAGCCUGCCGUAUAUCGAAGUGAUAUUUUUUCUAUUGAAAAUCCUUGCAAGGAUCUGAUCGUUCGAACCUGUGCGCGUGAGCGCGCGCGCUUCGUUUCUCGUUACCAAGUGUUCCCCAUUGAUUCGUGACAAAAGAUUGUUUUUUAUAAUUCCUCGUUAAAAUGACUGCGAUAAUUUCAUAGUAUUAUAUACAAGAAAGAAAAAGGAGAAAAAGAGAAGGUAAAAUGCAUAAACGAAUGGAAAAUAUGACUAGCAAAAGACUUGGUAUUUCUUUAUUACGAGGAAGCUUAUAUUCGUAGCAAACAAAAAAAGUAAUAGAGUAACAAAAGUUCGAGUAUACCUUUUUCUUCUCGCGUGAGCUUUUAUCGGACUUAUGGAAAAUUGUUGCCCACUUUGGCAAAUGUAGAUAUAAAUAUGCAUAUACGUAUGUAUAAUGCAUAUUUAUGUGUCGCGGACACGUGUGAUAUUCGGUUUCCUUGCGACUCAGAAAUACCUGGUUCUUCAGAUUGGCUCAAUUAUUUAAGAUAGCAAAACCAAUUGUAGAAAAUGGAAAUAACGGUAGGAAACAAACCGGUGGCUGACGCCAGUCGAAACGUCUUGUUCGUGUCUUGGAAAGGAAAAAGAAAAAAUGAUGAAUAAUGCUCCUUGUAUACGCAUGUAAUGAUUAAUUAGCGCAUGUUCUAUCACAACGUGAUUGUCUCAUCUUGCCUCCAUAGAAGUUAUCGUAAACACGCGCUAAUUACCGCUACGCACGCGAUCACGAGUACGAUGAAAUCGAAUUCCCCUUUCUUUGAUCCCGAAGGUCCGUUGUUGUGUCUUUGGAUGCCUUCGGUCGUGUUGCAUUUAUCUUCAUUCCCUGAUCCUUAAUUUUCUCUUCCUCUUAUUUUCCUACACUACAAAUUACAAAGCGAAUAUUCUGCUCAAAGCAAAUUCCACCGAAGCUUUCGCAGGAAACUUUCUCUACUCCCGUCAACCUUGAUGCCUUUUCUACAUCUUUGAGAUAAUUUCGCCGAACUUGUGAUCGUGAGCGCACAUACGAAAAAAAAAAAUCAACACGAGAACUAUACACACAGACCUUGGGCCUACUAGCCUAGGGAUACUUGUCCAUACUAUAAGACUUAACUAAUGAUGGGAUACUUCAUACGGUAAACAAUGUAUAUUAUUUGCGGUUAAGGAACUGGGGGUAACGGUUCCUGUAUUCCCCGGACAUCAUCGUACACUUGUUCUGUGUUCAAUUGGACGGUCGAUAAGGUCGCAACCGCGAGUGAUAGAAAGAAAGAAAACAAGCAAGAUAGAAGAACGAAGAGAAAAAGAAAACAAGCUCGCUAAAUUACGUUAAGAGAAUAUUUGACAUGAUAUUGGCUAACGCGUAUUUCUUUUUUCUUUUACUUUUUCUUCGAAAACAUAAAUCGCUCAUAAUUUCCUCACGUUUACACGCGAAAAUUUACUUUGAAGUUACCGUUUAGUAUAGUGCAAUACGAAGAAAGGAAGCAAUCGUGUUAGCAUUUAGACCGAUACAUUUGUUCCUUUUGCUCUCUUUCUUUUGUCUCCUACCUUCAUAGACAUUUUUUACGCUCCUCGUUCCUUCCUCUUCCCUGCCCGCUCCCUCGAGUUGAUCCACCAAACCGCGACUGUUCACCCUUAUGUUCCUAUAACCCUGCCCAUCAACCAAUUCUGUUUCCUUUUUUUAUUCUCAUUAGCUAGUAAAGAUAAUGUACUUCCCGCGGAGAACUCUUUUCUUGUCGCCUCCUAUUUAUUGUUAGCAUGUACAUACAACAUCGAAACAGAUGUUAAAGAACGGCGAGGAAAAAAGAACGCCGCGUUAAGAGAAAAAAGCACCGAGUUGGACUGUCUAUUAUAUUACAUUAUAUAUAAGUAUAUAAAUAUAAAUAUAAGUAUAUAAAUAUAAAUAUAAGUAUAUAAAUAUAAAUAUAAAUAUAAAUUAUAAAUAUAAAUAUGAAUAUAAAUAUAAAUAUAAAUAUGUAUAUUGUAUAAAAAGAAAUGUGCACCGAUGUCUGGGAGUACAGCAGCUGCUUACGGGAGAGCUAUACGUUGGAUCAGCAAGACUUAGGGCAUUAUACUACCCGCGAGUAUUAUCAUGCCCAACCUUUAAUAUUUAAGUGCGAGUGAGAGUCUAUUGAGCAAAAGUAAAAGAAAAAUAGAUGAAAUUUAAAAAUAUAAAAAAUACAUAUGCCUCUCGUUUGUGGGUUUAACUUUGUACAUAUUGUACGAAAGGUUUAAUAAUAACUACGUUGAAAGUACUAGUCCUGUCUCUUUGUAUAAUUCCGUGUUAUACCUGUUCUUAUAUAGUGUCAAGCGGUGCAACAGCGUUUCUAAUCCUGUGUCAGCCAUACGAUUGAGCCUGAUUAAAAUUAUGCGAUGCAGGAUAUGUAUGUGACACCACUUUAGUUAUACAUGUUUAGAAUCUUCUAACGAAAUAACACGAAUAGGAUAUAUCGUUUUGCCGAGUCGUCUAUGCUCUGUUCACAAAUGUCGGGAUGGUAAUAAAAACUUGUAUUUCUUUUGGGGCGAUGAAUCAUAACGAUUAUAUAUAUAUAUGUUAUCGUCAUAGGCUAAUUGUUUCAAAUGUUACAUAUAUUACCCCAUAUAUAUAUUACAUUAUAUAUAUGAGGAAAUAUAUGUAACAUCUGAAACAACUUGCCUAUGUACAAUGUACAUUUGAGCUACAAACCGCGGCAUCAAAAUCGUUAAGGAUUGAUGUGAUAUUGAAACAACGUUCGUAUUUAUAUUGUCAGAUUAGGACGUUCUUAUGUAUUUCAUUCACCGAAAUAUUUUUCUUGGCUAUCAAUUUACUGAUCUCUGGAUCUCCUAAAAAUGUCAGCUUAUUAUUUUCUUAUUAAAACGAUGAAAUUUUCAAACGCGCACCAUUACUUCGAACGGAUUGGUUAACACUGAAGUAUGCUGCUUGUCACGGUAUAAGCAAAGAAGCGCGAAAUGCAAACGUUAACCCAAAAACGACGGGCGAAAAGAAAACACGAAUGCCAGACUGGCAAGAGGAAAUACUUUUUCAAUGAGUGAGUCAAAGUUACCAAUUUCUACCUACGUUUAGGAAGUACAUUUUUAUCAUCUCGUUUACCUUCGACUAUUCCUUUUGUAACUGAGAUUUGGGCACCGUGUGAAUUGCUGCUUUGCCAAGAACCGAAUACUGCUAUACUGCUGCGAAUCAUUUUUUUUACCAACUUUUGCGCGCGAAAUACGAUUUCUCGUUGAUGAACGUAAACAUUUGCGAAAUUGCUCCAUCUAGCAUUUUUCGAAUUUUUACACCUGAUUUGAUAACGAUUUCGAGCUUUAUAUCGCGCAUGAAUGUAUUUUUUUAAUGAAUGUUAUUUUAUUAGGAAUAAUUCAAAUAUCAUUCACGCAUUUCUUGUAUUUUAUAUGCACAUUACAUUUUACAAUUUUUUGCACGAAUUAUUCAAAAUAGUUGCACAUCGACAUUUUAUUAUAAUGUGCAAUUUAACAAUUUGGUAAGAACUUUACUUAUCGUCACAAAUAUAGAAUUUAUAUGUGUAGUUGGAAUUUUUCUUUUUGAAAGCAAAUACUUAAAGAAUAAUGCAUAAUUAAACAGACUGAAAAUCUACAUAUAAUCUUUUGUCAAAAUCAAAUACUUAAUUAAAUACUCUAGUCGAUGUAAAAGAGAAUAUGUUUAUAUAAUAAGUUUAAUACAAAAAUUUACAUAUUUUAUUUUUUAUCGUUAGCAAAAAAUUUCAUUAAAUACCAAUUUAGCUUAUUCGUUGCAUUUUUUCACUGCAUUGCGUCCUUCAUGCAAUGAGCUCCAAAAUUCGUUCAAUUGUUGUCAUUUUACUGAGUAACAAAUAAUUAUUAAUAAUGCGAUUAUACACGGAAUACGACGAAGUACAACGAGAAGUAUAACACGGACGCGCUUGCAGAUUUAUAGUCGGGCAAAAAAAUUAUCGCAUUUGUUUUCAUAAAGAUGUGUAUAUAGAUGAAGUUGAUAAUCAUAAGAAUAAAUUCAUUGUUAUCGCAAGGAUUAAGCAUUGUAAGAUAUAAUAUAAUGAUGUUCAUCCGACCAAUAAAUCGGAAGCUAUCGGUUCUGGGCAAAACAGGCUAGACUUCACAGGUGACGCGUAAACCCCCUGUAUUUUUAUGAAUAAAUAAGAUAUUUUAAAAAAAAAAGUAAAUCUGAAGUCUGUUUGGAGAUGCCUUUCAUAGGGAUUAUAUAAAUGUAGAUAAUAUAUUAUACAUAUUGAACAUAAAUACACUAUAUUAUUAUAUAUAAAUAGUAAGGAAUAAAUAGAAUUAUUAUAUAUACGAUGAAAAUAAUAUUAUUACAAGUAAAUAAACUAAUUAAAGAUGAACAAAUUUGAUGAUAUCUUUAUUAUUCCAUACCCAUACCUACAUACGAUAGUUUCCUCCUUUAUUAUUUCACGGUAUAUAUAUAUAUGUAUGUGUACGUAUAUGUGUAUGCGUGUUAUAUGUAUAUAUUUGUACUUUACUUAUCACAAUAAUAACGGGAGUAUUAUUGAUAAUGUCAGUUGCAAUUUUUGCGCAUUUUUAUUACAGACGUUUCAUUACAUUAACAUAACAAAAUCUAUACUUUCAAGGUACAUGAUCGUUAAAAUGUUGUCUACCUGUGAGAUCUUUAAGAAUUAUGCGCAGUGUUCAAGCUCCUGCACAAAACGUUUAUUAAGCUAAAGUAGUCUCAUUAUUUAAUGUCAUUGUCUUUAUUCCAGUGAGCUUACCGAUGUAAAUCGCCGCAAGCGCUUGGACACUUCGAUAAGGUUAAAGCGAUCACAGACAGAGGCAUUUCAAAGGUGACUGCUGUGAAUACCUAAGUAGACACAGAAGCUAAUACUUUUAUGAUUCCUAGGAUAUCCGUACUACGUAGGCAUUCUUACGCAUCACCACCGUUUUACGAUAAUAAUAGAGGCUGCAAAACCGACAGAUCGAGUUUGUAACGUAAACUCCGUGUCUUGCCUUGUGUAAUGAUCUAUCUAAUAUAAUAUCAAUAAUGUAAAUACAAAGAAUUGAUUAAUGUAAAAUCGUAUAGUUGCAUAUUGUAACAAUCUGGAUAUAUUAUAUAUAUAUAUAUAUAAUAUAUAUAUAAUAUAUAUAUAAUAUAUAUAUAUAAAUCGUAUUUUUUAUCGAUAAUAUUGUAAAAUGUAAAAAGUAUCGUGUAAAGCAAUCAUCGAAUUGGACGCCGAAAUAUCUUACGAGAUAAUAAUAAAGAUCGAAAUAUGAUAAAGUAAUUGUUAAUGAUAGUUUCUGGAAUAUAAAAAAGUGAAGAGAAUUCCUUACACACGCCUUUGUUAAGCUCUCUGUUAUUUAUAUGAUCCGUCCUAGUUCGUCUAUGAUUAUCCGUCAGUAGAAAGUAUUUACUUCUAGUAGACCGUCGUGUUAUAGUUCUGAAGGCACUGUUCAAAAGUUGACUAUUUUUAUUUUUUUUUUUUUCAUUUUUUUUUUGAAAUAACAAGU